This is a messenger RNA of Chrysemys picta bellii (western painted turtle), 2062 nucleotides long. The record is from RefSeq and is a predicted model, not a curated record. Lineage: Eukaryota; Metazoa; Chordata; Testudines; Emydidae.
AUGCUCUGGAUUUUUGUCAUUUUCUUGGUAACACAACUACCUCAUUCGGAAGCUCCACAAUGCUACCCAGGCGAAUAUGAAAUAAAUGGCGAAUGCUGCCCCAUGUGCAGUGCAGUGGACUGCUCCGCCAGUGACCAGCUGGAUUGCAAGUUGUGGUCCUUUUAUAUGUGGCUACUGGGAGCCUGGUUCUCCACCGCCGUUGUCAUUAUUCACACCCGUGCAGAUGAAUGCAGAUUCCUGUGUAAAGGUAUUUGUGAUGCAUGUAACUUUCCUUUAGGAGCCAGACUGGUGACAAAAGAAAAAUGCACCUAUACGAAGAACACCGUGUGCGGCUGUGCCCCGGGGGAUUUCUGCAGGCACAUUGCAGGCCUGGACUGUGAAAUGUGUAGUCGCUCCACCAUCUGCCCCCCUGGCUAUAUGGUGGAAGAACCUGGCACAGAAUUCCUUGACAACGUAUGUGAGGUUUGCCCUGAUGGAACCUUCUCAGCAACCAACAUGUCACGCGCCUGUCAGCCAUGGACCAGGUGUGAAGAGGAAGGGAUGACAGAACAAAAGGCCGGGACAGCCACUUCUGAUGCAGUUUGUGUACAAAGAGGCCUUUCUACCACAGUGAUAGCAGUGAUAAUAGUCCUUGCUCUCUCACUUUUAUCUGCAUUUGCUGGAACAAUGUACUUUUUUUGGUGGAAGAAGAGGAGGAAAUAUGGGUUAACACCUUCACAGGAGACAGGGGAUGAGUCAAAAGUACAAGAUGAGAGAACUUCGAUGCAGCCUACAGAGAAUGGGACUGAUAACAGUCCUACUCAGGAACAAACAAAGGCAAGAACAGUGGGGAAAGAAAGAAAGCCAUUGUUCUGUCUACACGUGGAAUAGGAGAAACACAGGCAGAGCUAAGGCAAAUGGCCACCAGCUGAAGGAUCUGGGCUACUUUAGAAAAAGCUGAAUGAUCAAGGUUAGAUAAUUGAUCAGAGUUUUGGAAGAUUCAUCUUCAUUGAAUUUCAGCGAUCAUCAUCAACUUGAGUUUGUCUGACUAAGGCCUGUUAUGCUGAAGCCUUCCUCAUGGACACAUUGUUAGGUGGAAUGUCUGCAGACUCUGGGCUCUUGGGCUAUGUCUACACUUGCCAUUUAAAGCAUAAAAAGUCCCUGUUUUACACAAAAACCUUGGGAGCGUCUACACUUGCCAAUGACAGAAGUUUCACAGCAAACAGAAAACCACCUCCACGUGAGAUGCAAGUGGAGACAUGUUCUUCCUGUGUAAACAGCUUUUAGCCUCCAGGGUAUCCCACAGUGCCUAGGGCGAUCACUCUGGCCAGCAGCUCUGCUGCUCUGAGCCCAGAUAAGCAGACGUCCGCCCCUCUCCCUGUAAAGCCCUGGGAACUUUGAAACUCCCCAUCCUGUUUUGUUUGCAAGUGCUCAUCUGGCCAAGUGACCAUGGAUGCUUUAUAGAGCAAACGAUCCGCCGCUGGGACACCUAUGCUCAUGCAGCCCCUGCCAGAAGAGCUAUAGUGGGAUAGCUGCCCUCAGUGCGCUGCUGUCAUGGGCGAUGGAAGUGCUGCAAAUGUAAACACUCUCUGAUGCUUAUGGAAGUAACUGAGUACAGGAAUCAGCACUUUUCUUUCACCGGUUCCCUAUCACCGGUGAAACUGACAGCACAAAAACUCUGCAAGUGUAACAUAGCCUUGGUUUCAUUCAGUGACUACACUUAAAAUUCCAUUUAUUCAUUACAGUGUUUGAAAGUUCCCACUCACAUAUCACACGGGGCUUUCCAGCCACAAACACUUGCCUGGUAUCCAGGAAUCUCUACGGGACCAGUUGCUCUUCUGACUAUAUUGGACCAGAUGACCACAUAAUCAAAAUGUUUUUUAUACAUAGCUUUCAUUUUAUAACAGGGCAAGAGAGGGUGGGGACAGAAAUGUUGCAUUGCUGUAAAUAUUAGCUCUUAAUAAAAAGUCAAGGAAAGUGCGGGCCCCUUACUGAAUGAGGGAGGCAACCUAGUGGCAGAGAAUGUGGAAAAAGCUAAUGUACUCAAUGCUUUUUUAGCCUCUGUCUUUACGAACAAGGUCAG